Molecule: messenger RNA, 1980 nt
Organism: Neltuma alba
Lineage: Eukaryota; Viridiplantae; Streptophyta; Magnoliopsida; Fabales; Fabaceae
Exons: 2
Coding region: 1-1980 (659 amino acids)
Source: RefSeq, a predicted model, not a curated record
AUGUCUGACACCAUCGGUGCUCCCCGGAAUCAUCUAUGCCUGCCACCUAAAUUCUCCGGCUGGUCUCGAAACCUUAACAGCCCCGUGCAGCAAGAACCUCCUUUAUUGGGAUCCGCCCCGGAUCCGAUCGCCGAGGAGCGGGCUCAAACCAAUCGCCGCAGAAGUCGACGUCGCCGUAAGAGAAAAUUGCCGUUGCACGAUGACCCUCAAGUCCGCAUCGCAAUGUACGUAGCCAUGGCUCACGCCGGCCUCGCCUUGUCCCUCGCCGUUCUAUACGGCGUCACCAAGCUCCUCCAGAACUAUUGGCGCCCCAUUCUUUGGGCCAUCCUCUGCUCCAUCCCUCUCCGCGAGCUUCACACUGCCCUCGUCUCCUUCUGGUCUCAUUCCCUCAAUCUCGGCCUCCUCCACGCUCUACUCGCCAUUCCCUUGUCCGCCCUUAACGUCACCUGCUCUUCUCUGAUCGAUUCUCAUGCCGCCCUGCUUCGCCUCCUCCGCUACCCUUCCCCUUUGCCCCAGAGCAAAUUCGGAUUCUCCAAGCUCAUGCAAUGGCUUAUCUCUUUUGGGCUUUUUAUUGUUCUUUACGAAAGAAUUGGUUCUUUCUCUGUUCCCGCCUUCUUAAUCCCUUGCUCCCUAUAUGCAUCUGGUUUCGGUAAGGUCAAGAUGAGAAAGUUAACUUCCAUUUCAAGUAUAAAGUUUCGGAGUGGUCAUAAUAGUUCAUUUGGUUCCAAAAUUAGUAGUUGCCUGACUUCGAUCAUGCUUAAUAGGUUGAAAACGAUAGUGGGGAUUGGAUUAAUAAUGUUCAUGAUCGUGGGAACUGUUUUCGGUCUUGUUUUCUUUUCUUAUAAAAUUGCACUAGAGGGGAAAGACGCAGUGAUCUCAUUGAAGGUGCAUCUGCACAAGAACGAUUAUGCAGAGAGAAUUGGUGUCAAGAAAUGGAUGGACGAGAACCAUAUACCUGAAUUGAUUGAUUCUUAUGCCACCAAAGUUUCUGAAACUUUGCUGCAGAAUAUUGAUUCAUUGGCCGCGUAUUAUAACGUCACGGAAAUUGUUCAUGGCGUGAGGAAUUACCUAAUUAGUCACUCACAAGGUUCUGUUAAAUCCAGUGUUCCAGUCCAAGCUAACGUUAGACCAGUGUCUCAGAAGCUUUCUUAUAUUCAGUCAAGGGUAAGAAAUGGACAGUGGAAGAAUAUCUACAGCGACAUUGACGGGUUAUUUAGGGAAUUGGCGUCUUUAAUUGCCAGGGAAGGCUUGAUGGGGGAGCUUAAAGCACUUUUACGGGAGAGUUUGGAUGUGUCCAAAAGAUUGCUGACUUGCGGUGCCAAUAUAUUGUUGUACAUGGCCGUCUCCAUAGUCUCUGGAGCUGCAGGGUUGGUGAAUUUCAUAUCUGAACUAACGGUGUUCUUAUGGCUUUUGUACUAUUUGAUGACUUCAGAGUCUGGGGGAGUGAUGGACCAUGUUUUAGAUAUGGUGCCAAUAUCGAAAUCCACCCGGGUCCAGUGUGCUCAGGUUCUUGAUCAUGCAGUGAGUAGCGUGUUAUUGGCUACUGCUAAGCUCACAUGGUUUCAAGGAUGUUUAACAUACCUAUUGUUUAGAUUCUAUCACAUUCAUUUUCUGUAUACUUCAACAUCUCUUUCCCUCAUGAGUGCUAUUUUACCCAUCACACCAGCCCCUUUGCUUGCAACAAUCCCAGCGGCUGCACAGCUAGCCAUGGAAAAAAGGUACAUCGAAGCGAUUCUAUUAACAAUCAUGCAUCAGAUACUGUUGGAAUAUGGAACACAAGCUAUCCAAGAUGAGAUACCUGGGCACAAUGCCUAUUUGACCGGCCUUAGCAUACUUGGGGGCAUUGCUGUUUUCCCCUCUGCUUUGGAGGUGACUCUGCUAUGGAGCGAUAAUGGGUCCUCUGCUGAUGACAGUGAUGAUCGCUUUAAAAGGUUAUAUGCGGAAUUUGUUCUUGGAAGCACCCAUGAAACUGCACGGUGA